AUGGCUAUUGCCCAUACCAUCCAAACACAGGACAUUCAGGCCGUCAUCUCUAUCGGGUCCGGUUCCUACUCCGACGCAUGCAAGAUCGCCGUCAUGCUCAGUGCAACUCUCCCCACCGGCUUCGGCAUUGACGAUAUGGAAGCCCUGGUCGAUCAGGUUCACGGUCUGGCUGGCCCCGGCGGGAUUAAAGCACCCACCACCAAGCUCAUCUGCGUGCCGACCAGUCUCAGCGCCGGAGAGUGGAACCACUAUGCCAGCGGCACCAAUGCUCAGGGCAAGAAACAGCACUUUGUGCACCCCGAAGGAUCCCCGAGCUUGAUCCUGAUGGACCCGCGCAUCGCGAGUACCAUGCCCUCCCACCUGUGGCUGGCGUCGGGGGUGCGGGCUGUGGAUCAUUUCGUGGAGACACUGUGCAAUCCCGAGUGCCACGAGGAAGCCACGGCGCACAUCAAGAAGGGGCUGCCAAUCCUGAUCCAGGGUCUCAAAGAUUAUCACACCGGUCAGGAAAAGCAUAAUGAGGAGGAAUUGCUCCAAGGCAUCUCGGAAUGUCAGCGCGGUUCACGGGAUGCUCUCCUGCCCUUCAUCCAAUGGAAGAUUCCCAUGGGGCCAAGCCAUGCGAUCGGCCAUCAACUCAUUCUGCGUAACAGGGGAGUGUCGCUGGCGUGCAGCAUGAGUUGCAUCAUCUUGCCCGCAACAUUGCGAUACACCAAGCCUCAAAGCGCGGCUGCCCAGAAGGUAAUCCUCGACAUCUUCAACUCGGUGUUGGGGUUCCAGGAGACUGAAGCCGCUGACGCCAUGUUACGGUUUGUGCAACUCCUGGGGAUGCCAUCCCGGCUGUCCGAGGUCAACGUGACCAGUGACGAGCAGUUGCACAAGAUCGCCGAUAUGAGUUUGACCGACGUCUUGGCGAAGAGAGUGAACAUGCCCGACAAAGCUGCUUCUGAGUUGGGAAAAUACCAGACUGCAGUGAACAUGCCUUUUAGUUCUCAGGAUUCCGGAGUGACUGGCGCCGCCAAAUUCGUCACAUCGACCCUCGGCAACGCGGUCGGGGGCGUCUCUCGCACCGUUGGCGGGGUGACAGGCGCCGCGGGGCGAGGUGUCGGCGAUACCAUCACCGGCGCCACGGGGAGCGCAGGGAAGCCCGUCGGCGAUGCAUUGGGGAGCGUGGGAAGCGGCGUGGAGGAUGGAGCCCGGAAGGUUGCCAAGGGAAUUGAGGAUGCUGGACAGUGGAAAUGA
Messenger RNA from Aspergillus niger, 1236 nucleotides. RefSeq lists its product as uncharacterized. The record is from RefSeq and is a predicted model, not a curated record. The transcript has 5 exons. Lineage: Eukaryota; Fungi; Ascomycota; Eurotiomycetes; Eurotiales; Aspergillaceae. Gene Ontology annotation, molecular function: oxidoreductase activity; metal ion binding. Bases 1 to 1236 code for a protein of 411 amino acids.